Molecule: messenger RNA, 2321 nt
Organism: Malus domestica (apple)
Lineage: Eukaryota; Viridiplantae; Streptophyta; Magnoliopsida; Rosales; Rosaceae
Product: 9-cis-epoxycarotenoid dioxygenase NCED2, chloroplastic-like
Biological process (GO): carotene catabolic process
Cellular component (GO): chloroplast stroma
Molecular function (GO): carotenoid dioxygenase activity
Source: RefSeq, a predicted model, not a curated record
UCUCUCUCUCUCUCUCUCUCUCUCUCUCUCUCUCUCUCUCUCUCUCUCUCUUCUCUUUGCUUUCACCCAGAGGUUUUAACGGAAGCAAAAACACAAAAACCUCCGUAAGCAUACACAAAGCUAUGUCAACUCUUCCAAAAGCACCUAACUCUAAUAGUUGGGCACAAAUGCAUCUCUCUUUCUUUUCUUCUUCAUCAAUAGUGGAUCCUAUGGGCUUCUCCAAAAGGUCCAUCUCCUUGAAGAGCAGCAAAAACCGUAGAAAUUCGAGUAUCAUUCACUGUGCUUUACGAUCUCCCUCAGUUCUUCACUUCCCAAAACCACCCUACAACACACCAGUAAUUACCAAGGAAGCCACUCCAGCAAAACCCAAAACACGUCAGCUUCCACAGUGGAAUUUACUACAGAAAGCAGCUGCCAUGGCGAUCGACGUGGUCGAAGGAGCAUUAGUCUCACGUGAGCGCCAAAACCCACUUCCCAAAACCUCAGACCCACGUGUCCAAAUCGCCGGAAAUUACGCUCCUGUGCCGGAGCAAGCCGUCCGCCACUCCUUACCCGUUACCGGCACCAUACCCGACUGCAUUAACGGCGUCUACGUCCGCAACGGCGCCAACCCAUUACACGAGCCCGUGGCCGGGCACCACCUUUUCGACGGCGACGGCAUGGUUCACGCCGUCAGCAUCGAUUCCGGUUCUGCCAGCUACGCCUGCCGGUUCACCGAGACUCAGAGGCUCGUCCAAGAAAGGGAAAUGGGGCGACCAGUUUUCCCCAAAGCCAUCGGCGAGCUCCACGGCCACUCCGGCAUCGCUCGCCUCCUCUUAUUUUUCGCACGUGGGGCUUUAGGCCUCCUCGAUAAAAACCAGGGCACAGGCGUCGCAAACGCCGGCCUAGUCUACCACAACGGCCGCCUCUUAGCCAUGUCGGAAGACGACUUGCCGUACCAGGUCCGGGUCACUAAAUCCGGGGACCUCGAAACGGUCGGUCGUUACGAUUUCGACAGCCAGCUGGGGUCAACAAUGAUCGCACACCCAAAGGUCGACCCGGAGUCGGGCUCUCUCCACUCCCUCAGCUACGACGUCGUUCAGAAGCCGUAUUUAAAAUACUUCCACUUCUCCCCCAAUGGCGCGAAAUCCCCGGACGUGGAGAUCCCAUUGGCAGGGCCCACCAUGAUGCAUGACUUCGCGAUCACCGAGAACUACGUCGUGAUCCCGGACCAGCAGGUGGUGUUCAAGCUCGGAGAGAUGAUCACGGGUGGGUCUCCUGUGAUCUACGACAAGACCAAGAUGUCGCGGUUCGGAAUUCUUAAGAAGAAUGAGGAGAACGCCGACGACAUCAUUUGGGUUGACUCUCCCGACACGUUCUGCUUCCACCUCUGGAACGCGUGGGAGGAGCCCGAGUCGGCCGAGGUCGUUGUGAUUGGAUCCUGCAUGACUCCCCCCGACUCAAUCUUCAACGAGUGCGAUGAGAACCUCAAAAGCGUGCUGUCCGAAAUCCGGCUAAAUUUGAAAACCGGCGAGUCGACUCGGCGGGCGAUUUUGUCUGAGUCGGACGACGUGAAUUUGGAGGCGGGAAUGGUGAACAGGAACCGACUUGGUAGGAAAACUCGGUUCGCUUACCUCGCAAUUGCCGAACCGUGGCCGAAAGUUUCGGGUUUUGCCAAAGUAGAUCUUUUCACCGGGGAGGUGAAAAAGUUUUUUUACGGCGAGAAGAAGUACGGUGGUGAGCCGUUUUUCGUGCCGAGCACGGCCGAGCGCGCGUCGGAGGACGAAGGUUACAUUCUGACGUUCGUUCACGACGAGAAGAAAUGGAAGUCGGAGCUUCAGAUUGUUAACGCGGCAAAUAUGAAGUUGGAGGCUACGGUAAAGUUACCUUCAAGGGUACCCUACGGGUUUCAUGGGACGUUUAUAGAAUCGAAGGACUUGGUAAAUCAGGCAUAGAUAGAACGGUGAAAAAAAGAAGCAAAGUGGUAACAGUGUUGUUAGGGAUGGGUGAAAAUAGGGAAGGGAGACAUUACCAGAGGGAUUUGUAGAGAAGCAGACAAUGUCCCCGGAUUUUCUCCUGGAAUAUUUUUAAACCCUAAAAACUUUCUUGGUUUUACUAAGCAGAUGGGUAGAUUUUUUUUUUUUUUUUUUUUUUUUUUUUUUUUUUUUUUUUUACGGUCAUCCUUUGGGUACGGUAAUUAGGUUUUGAUGAUGAUGAUGAUCGGAGAUCAGCUUGUAGCUUUUGGAGUGUAGGUAGCCCUUUGAGCUCAGCUGGUUUAUGUUUCUUCUAUCUUUCUACACUCUGUGAAAUAUUUUUAAUGCAGAAGAUCGAUCUGUGUUUUA